AUGACUCAACAAAUAAGUUAUCUACGAAAUUUCAAUAGUGAUAAACAAUUAUCACGAAUGCUUUUAUUAUUAUGUAUCACUAUAUUAAUGGCAUCAAUUCCAUAUUCUAUGGAAAAUAUUUAUUCAGUAUUUUUUAUUGAUUUUACUCAAAAACUAUCAUCAUAUGCUCGUGUAUUUAAUUAUACAUCAAUUAUUUUAUUUUUUACAGAUGAAGUAUUGAGUUUCUAUGUUUUUUUUCUUUCAACACCAAAUUUUCGCCAAGAAGUUAAAAAGAUUAUUCUAUGUAAAAAUUGUGAUUAUCCUUUACAAAAUAAUCAAAUUUAUCCAACAAAUUAUAGAUUGAAUGUUCACUAA
Rotaria sp. Silwood1 is the source of this 354-nucleotide messenger RNA. NCBI's taxonomy places the organism in Eukaryota, Metazoa, Rotifera, Eurotatoria, Philodinida, Philodinidae. The record is from the annotation of a GenBank genome assembly.